AUGGAUAAUAUAUCUUCAUUCGGCGCUUGUAAUUAUUUCCUGGGAAAGCUGUUGGUUGAAGGAACGUCUAUAGUUGCUGAAGUACUGCGGCUUGCCGAUUUCAUCCCACCAGAGUUCAAGGUUUUUGAAACUUUCAAAUUUAAUUUUUAAAUUUCUUAUUCAGGAUCCUACUAAAUCGAAGUUCAAGCCUUUUAUUCUUGAUUUCACUUAUUUUUCGAAGGCUCAGCAGCUAGAAAUUCAGCUUUCCAAUGAAGAGGUUGAAAUAUUUUUUUUGGAUUUGUGUCUAAUUUUGAGGCUUUUCAGACACUUCAAGAUUUGUUUUACGCCACUCACGGACCGCUUCUCAACCGUUUCGAGUUAUUUUUCCAAGCCGUAGCAAAUUAUUUAAUUAGUUUCAAUGAGUUCAGAGAUUUUAUGAAAGCAAUCAUUUAUUUUUUGGGCUUUAGGUAUUGCGAAAAAGUGUCAAAUGACAAGAAUUCGGUGGGUUUUGAUCAAGAAACCGAGUUGGAAGUUCAAUGUCUGUACACUUGUGGCUUGAUUGUGCUGUAUAUCGAGAAAUAUCUGCCCGGAACUUUGAGGGAACGACUUUAUAUCGCUAUUUUUCGAAACAGGUUGGAUUGAAGGUUGAGAAUUGUGUGAGGGUUGAUAUUUUUAGUGACGAUCGGAGUAAUGUCGAAUUUUUGGUGGAUUUUCUGCGGGUUGCUGUUGAGAACAAUGAUACCUUGUUCAGGUGGGAGAUGAACUUCAACAAAAAAAAUGAAAAGGAAAUUUUGACAUUCUUACCGCACUUUACUGUUACAGACGUCGUUAAAUAGCUCUUCUUCGAUUUUUUUUUUUCUAAUUUGCGCUGUACAAACACCGGCAAAAAGGAAAAUCAAUACUGGAAUUUUUCCCAAAAUUUAUAUUCCAACCUCAUUUCUCGUUAAUUUAUAUAAAAUAAUAAAAAUCGCUUUGAAUAAAAAUUAGGAGCUCAAUUCGGUUCAAAAAAAUCAAUUGCAAUCAGUUUUAAACGCAAUUUUUUUAAAAAAAUCAACAUCAAGAAUGUAGAAAAAAAGGAAUGAAAAAUAAUUAAUUUGAAAUUGAAAAAAAGUUCAAAUUUGAGCUUUUUUUGAAACGAAAAAAAUUUUUUUGAAAAAUGAGACAUUUUUUUCUUAAAUUUUGUUGAAUUAUAUUUUUUUAUUUCAGGAGAGCUCUGAAACACGAAAAAUUUUGUACAAAGAUGUAUAAAUGUCCUGGAAGUCGACCAUCGGGAUGUUAGUUUUUUUUUUCUCAAGUUUCACAAUUUUUUCCAAAUGUUCGCAUUUCAAAAGCGUACGUUAUUUUGGAAAUAAUUCUUCGUUUUCUUGGUAUUUUUUUCUAUAUUUAAAAAUCGAAUUUUUAAGGAUUUCGGCUUGAUUUAUUGUGAAAUGAAUAAACUGAUGAUGAUGAUGAUCGUACGAUUAUUUUCAAAUUUCAAUGAUUCGAUUUUUUUGAAAAAUUUUCAGAAACUGUAUUCUCAAUUUUCCGAAAUUCUAUAAGAUAUUGUUCAUAAAUCGAGUUGCCAAUCAUAUUUUUUUUCAUAAAAAUGCCUUGAUUUCAUUUUUGAAUCGAAGGUUUUGAACAGAAAUUUAGUGAAAAAAAUCCCCCAAAUUCCUCUUUUUCUACGGGAAAAAUUAUCAAUUUUCGAUUUAUUUUUUUGAAAUUUCACAUGAUGCGGUGGUCACGUGGUGUAAGGUGAUGAAUUUCAACCUGAAAAUUAUGAAAUUUUUAAAGGUUUAUCUUUCAAAAUAACGUUCCAAAAUGAUUUUGCGACAUGUCACGAAAAAGGGAUAUUUUUCAUAUAAUCCGUGGUUCUUUCAAAAAAAAUUUUCAGCCUAAAUCAAGAGUUUUGAAGGAAAAUUAGUGAAAAAACCUCCAAAAUCUCCGUUUUUUAGGUCUCAGCAUGGUUCAGAGGUCACGUAGUGUAAUUUGAUAAAUAGGAACCCAGAAAAACUUCAAAAUUUCAAGAUUUCCGUCACAAAAUGCUUUUUCAAGUCAAUUCAAGCCAUGAAGAACCGAACAUUUUUCCAGAUAAUCCGUGAUUUCUUCAAAAAUUAAUUUUGUUCCUCUCAAAAUCUUCAAUUUCAGCGUCCUCCAAUCAAAAGUUUUUCAGGAAAAUUAUUGAAAAAACCUCCAAAAUCUCCGUUUUUUUAAAUCUCAACAUGGUUCGGAGGUCGCGUAGUGUAAUUUGAUGAACCGGAGCCCAGAAAAACUUCAAAAUUUCAAGAUUUCCGUCACAAAAUGCUUUUUCAAGUCAAUUCAAGCCAUGAAGAACCGAACAUUUUUCCAGAUAAUCCGUGAUUUCUUCAAAAAUUAAUUUUGUUCCUCUCAAAAUCUUCAAUUUCAGCGUCCUCCAAUCAAAAGUUUUUCAGGAAAAUUAUUGAAAAAACCUCCAAAAUCUCCGUUUUUUUAAAUCUCAACAUGGUUCGGAGGUCGCGUAGUGUAAUUUGAUGAACCGGAGCCCAGAAAAAAACUUCAAAAAUUUCAAGAUUUCCGUCACAAAAAUGCUUUUUUUCAAGUCAAUUCAAGCCAUGAAGAACCGAACAUUUUUUUCCAGAUAAUCCGUGAUUUCUUCAAAAAAAUUAAUUUUGUUCCUCUCAAAAAUCUUCAAUUUCAGCGUCCUCCAAUCAAAAAGUUUUUUUCAGGAAAAAUUAUUGAAAAAAACCUCCAAAAAUCUCCGUUUUUUUUAAAUCUCAACAUGGUUCGGAGGUCGCGUAGUGUAAUUUGAUGAACCGGAGCCCAGAAAAAAACUUCAAAAAUUUCAAGAUUUCCGUCACAAAAAUGCUUUUUUUCAAGUCAAUUCAAGCCAUGAAGAACCGAACAUUUUUUUCCAGAUAAUCCGUGAUUUCUUCAAAAAAAUUAAUUUUUGUUCCUCUCAAAAAUCUUCAAUUUCAGCGUCCUCCAAUCAAAAAGUUUUUUUCAGGAAAAAUUAUUGAAAAAAACCUCCAAAAAUCUCCGUUUUUUUAAAUCUCAACAUGGUUCGGAGGUCGCGUAGUGUAAUUUGAUGAACCGGAGCCCAGAAAAAAACUUCAAAAUUUCAAGAUUUCCGUCACAAAAAUGCUUUUUCAAGUCAAUUCAAGCCAUGAAGAACCGAACAUUUUUUUCCAGAUAAUCCGUGAUUUCUUCAAAAAAAUUAAUUUUGUUCCUCUCAAAAUCUUCAAUUUCAGCGUCCUCCAAUCAAAAAGUUUUUUUCAGGAAAAAUUAUUGAAAAAAACCUCCAAAAAUCUCCGUUUUUUUAAAUCUCAACAUGGUUCGGAGGUCGCGUAGUGUAAUUUGAUGAACCGGAGCCCAGAAAAAAACUUCAAAAAUUUCAAGAUUUCCGUCACAAAAAUGCUUUUUUUCAAGUCAAUUCAAGCCAUGAAGAACCGAAAAUUUUUUUCCAGAUAAUCCGUGAUUUCUUCAAAAAAAUUAAUUUUGUUCCUCUCAAAAUCUUCAAUUUCAGCGUCCUCCAAUCAAAAAGUUUUUUUCAGGAAAAAUUAUUGAAAAAAACCUCCAAAAAUCUCCGUUUUUUUAAAUCUCAACAUGGUUCGGAGGUCGCGUAGUGUAAUUUGAUGAACCGGAGCCCAGAAAAAAACUUCAAAAUUUCAAGAUUUCCGUCACAAAAAUGCUUUUUUUCAAGUCAAUUCAAGCCAUGAAGAACCGAACAUUUUUUUCCAGAUAAUCCGUGAUUUCUUCAAAAAAAUUAAUUUUGUUCCUCUCAAAAUCUUCAAUUUCAGCGUCCUCCAAUCAAAAAGUUUUUUUCAGGAAAAAUUAUUGAAAAAAACCUCCAAAAAUCUCCGUUUUUUUAAAUCUCAACAUGGUUCGGAGGUCGCGUAGUGUAAUUUGAUGAACCGGAGCCCAGAAAAAAACUUCAAAAAUUUCAAGAUUUCCGUCACAAAAAUGCUUUUUUUCAAGUCAAUUCAAGCCAUGAAGAACCGAACAUUUUUUUCCAGAUAAUCCGUGAUUUCUUCAAAAAAAUUAAUUUUGUUCCUCUCAAAAUCUUCAAUUUCAGCGUCCUCCAAUCAAAAGUUUUUUUCAGGAAAAUUAUUGAAAAAAACCUCCAAAAAUCUCCGUUUUUUUUAAAUCUCAACAUGGUUCGGAGGUCGCGUAGUGUAAUUUGAUGAACCGGAGCCCAGAAAAAAACUUCAAAAUUUCAAGAUUUCCGUCACAAAAUGCUUUUUUUCAAGUCAAUUCAAGCCAUGAAGAACCGAACAUUUUUUUCCAGAUAAUCCGUGAUUUCUUCAAAAAAAUUAAUUUUUGUUCCUCUCAAAAUCUUCAAUUUCAGCGUCCUCCAAUCAAAAAGUUUUUUUCAGGAAAAAUUAUUGAAAAAAACCUCCAAAAAUCUCCGUUUUUUUAAAUCUCAACAUGGUUCGGAGGUCGCGUAGUGUAAUUUGAUGAACCGGAGCCCAGAAAAAAACUUCAAAAAUUUCAAGAUUUCCGUCACAAAAAUGCUUUUUUUCAAGUCAAUUCAAGCCAUGAAGAACCGAACAUUUUUUUCCAGAUAAUCCGUGAUUUCUUCAAAAAAAUUAAUUUUGUUCCUCUCAAAAAUCUUCAAUUUCAGCGUCCUCCAAUCAAAAAGUUUUUUUCAGGAAAAAUUAUUGAAAAAAACCUCCAAAAAUCUCCGUUUUUUUAAAUCUCAACAUGGUUCGGAGGUCGCGUAGUGUAAUUUGAUGAACCGGAGCCCAGAAAAAAACUUCAAAAAUUUCAAGAUUUCCGUCACAAAAAUGCUUUUUUUCAAGUCAAUUCAAGCCAUGAAGAACCGAACAUUUUUUUCCAGAUAAUCCGUGAUUUCUUCAAAAAAAUUAAUUUUGUUCCUCUCAAAAUCUUCAAUUUCAGCGUCCUCCAAUCAAAAAGUUUUUUUCAGGAAAAAUUAUUGAAAAAAACCUCCAAAAAUCUCCGUUUUUUUUAAAUCUCAACAUGGUUCGGAGGUCGCGUAGUGUAAUUUGAUGAACCGGAGCCCAGAAAAAAACUUCAAAAAUUUCAAGAUUUCCGUCACAAAAUGCUUUUUUUCAAGUCAAUUCAAGCCAUGAAGAACCGAACAUUUUUUUCCAGAUAAUCCGUGAUUUCUUCAAAAAAAUUAAUUUUGUUCCUCUCAAAAAUCUUCAAUUUCAGCGUCCUCCAAUCAAAAAGUUUUUUUCAGGAAAAUUAUUGAAAAAAACCUCCAAAAUCUCCGUUUUUUUAAAUCUCAACAUGGUUCGGAGGUCGCGUAGUGUAAUUUGAUGAACCGGAGCCCAGAAAAAAACUUCAAAAAUUUCAAGAUUUCCGUCACAAAAAUGCUUUUUUUCAAGUCAAUUCAAGCCAUGAAGAACCGAACAUUUUUUUCCAGAUAAUCCGUGAUUUCUUCAAAAAAAUUAAUUUUGUUCCUCUCAAAAUCUUCAAUUUCAGCGUCCUCCAAUCAAAAAGUUUUUUUCAGGAAAAAUUAUUGAAAAAAACCUCCAAAAAUCUCCGUUUUUUUAAAUCUCAACAUGGUUCGGAGGUCGCGUAGUGUAAUUUGAUGAACCGGAGCCCAGAAAAAAACUUCAAAAAUUUCAAGAUUUCCGUCACAAAAAUGCUUUUUUUCAAGUCAAUUCAAGCCAUGAAGAACCGAACAUUUUUUUCCAGAUAAUCCGUGAUUUCUUCAAAAAAAUUAAUUUUUGUUCCUCUCAAAAAUCUUCAAUUUCAGCGUCCUCCAAUCAAAAAGUUUUUUUCAGGAAAAUUAUUGAAAAAAACCUCCAAAAAUCUCCGUUUUUUUAAAUCUCAACAUGGUUCGGAGGUCGCGUAGUGUAAUUUGAUGAACCGGAGCCCAGAAAAAAACUUCAAAAAUUUCAAGAUUUCCGUCACAAAAAUGCUUUUUUUCAAGUCAAUUCAAGCCAUGAAGAACCGAAACAUUUUUUUCCAGAUAAUCCGUGAUUUCUUCAAAAAAAUUAAUUUUGUUCCUCUCAAAAUCUUCAAUUUCAGCGUCCUCCAAUCAAAAGUUUUUUUCAGGAAAAAUUAUUGAAAAAAACCUCCAAAAAUCUCCGUUUUUUUUAAAUCUCAACAUGGUUCGGAGGUCGCGUAGUGUAAUUUGAUGAACCGGAGCCCAGAAAAAAACUUCAAAAAUUUCAAGAUUUCCGUCACAAAAAUGCUUUUUUUCAAGUCAAUUCAAGCCAUGAAGAACCGAACAUUUUUUUCCAGAUAAUCCGUGAUUUCUUCAAAAAAAUUAAUUUUUGUUCCUCUCAAAAAUCUUCAAUUUCAGCGUCCUCCAAUCAAAAAGUUUUUUUCAGGAAAAUUAUUGAAAAAAACCUCCAAAAAUCUCCGUUUUUUUUAAAUCUCAACAUGGUUCGGAGGUCGCGUAGUGUAAUUUGAUGAACCGGAGCCCAGAAAAAAACUUCAAAAUUUCAAGAUUUCCGUCACAAAAAUGCUUUUUUUCAAGUCAAUUCAAGCCAUGAAGAACCGAACAUUUUUUUCCAGAUAAUCCGUGAUUUCUUCAAAAAAAUUAAUUUUUGUUCCUCUCAAAAUCUUCAAUUUCAGCGUCCUCCAAUCAAAAAGUUUUUUUCAGGAAAAUUAUUGAAAAAAACCUCCAAAAAUCUCCGUUUUUUUAAAUCUCAACAUGGUUCGGAGGUCGCGUAGUGUAAUUUGAUGAACCGGAGCCCAGAAAAAAACUUCAAAAAUUUCAAGAUUUCCGUCACAAAAAUGCUUUUUUUCAAGUCAAUUCAAGCCAUGAAGAACCGAACAUUUUUUUCCAGAUAAUCCGUGAUUUCUUCAAAAAAAUUAAUUUUGUUCCUCUCAAAAUCUUCAAUUUCAGCGUCCUCCAAUCAAAAAGUUUUUUUCAGGAAAAUUAUUGAAAAAAACCUCCAAAAAUCUCCGUUUUUUUAAAUCUCAACAUGGUUCGGAGGUCGCGUAGUGUAAUUUGAUGAACCGGAGCCCAGAAAAAAACUUCAAAAUUUCAAGAUUUCCGUCACAAAAUGCUUUUUUUCAAGUCAAUUCAAGCCAUGAAGAACCGAACAUUUUUUUCCAGAUAAUCCGUGAUUUCUUCAAAAAAAUUAAUUUUGUUCCUCUCAAAAUCUUCAAUUUCAGCGUCCUCCAAUCAAAAAGUUUUUUUCAGGAAAAAUUAUUGAAAAAAACCUCCAAAAAUCUCCGUUUUUUUAAAUCUCAACAUGGUUCGGAGGUCGCGUAGUGUAAUUUGAUGAACCGGAGCCCAGAAAAACUUCAAAAUUUCAAGAUUUCCGUCACAAAAUGCUUUUUCAAGUCAAUUCAAGCCAUGAAGAACCGAACAUUUUUCCAGAUAAUCCGUGAUUUCUUCAAAAAUUAAUUUUGUUCCUCUCAAAAUCUUCAAUUUCAGCGUCCUCCAAUCAAAAGUUUUUCAGGAAAAUUAUUGAAAAAACCUCCAAAAUCUCCGUUUUUUAGGUCUCAGCAUGGUUCAGAGGUCACGUAGUGUAAUUUGAUAAAUAGGAACCCAGAAAAACUUCAAAAUUUCAAGAUUUCCGUCACAAAAUGCUUUUUCAAGUCAAUUCAAGCCAUGAAGAACCGAAAAUUUUUCCAGAUAAUCCGUGAUUUCUUCAAAAAAUUAAUUUUGUUCCUCUCAAAAAUCUUCAAUUUCAGCGUCCUCCAAUCAAAAAGUUUUUUUCAGGAAAAAUUAUUGAAAAAAACCUCCAAAAUCUCCGUUUUUUUAAAUCUCAACAUGGUUCGGAGGUCGCGUAGUGUAAUUUGAUGAACCGGAGCCCAGAAAAAAACUUCAAAAUUUCAAGAUUUCCGUCACAAAAAUGCUUUUUUUCAAGUCAAUUCAAGCCAUGAAGAACCGAAAAAUUUUUUUCCAGAUAAUCCGUGAUUUCUUCAAAAAAAUUAAUUUUUGUUCCUCUCAAAAAUCUUCAAUUUCAGCGUCCUCCAAUCAAAAGUUUUUCAGGAAAAUUAUUGAAAAAACCUCCAAAAUCUCCGUUUUUUUAAAUCUCAACAUGGUUCGGAGGUCGCGUAGUGUAAUUUGAUGAACCGGAGCCCAGAAAAACUUCAAAAUUUCCAAAAUUUCCGCUUCACAAGUCACGAAAAAACAUUUUUCCAGAUAAUCCGCGGUUCCUCCAAAAAGUUCACUCAAAUCAACUCUUUUCGCUCCGAAAUGAUGUUCGUUUGCCUGAUGUUCGACGUGAAAACCCUUCACAGUAAUCAGGCCAAAAUGCGUCAGAUUACCGAUACUCUUUUUCGGGAUCAUUGGGUGGGUUUUCGACUAAUUUCCAGAGUUAAAAUUCCAUAAAAAAAAACUUAAAAAACUAAAAAAUUGAUAGUAAAAACACGAAGAAUUAGGCUUCUAAAGAGGGCCCUUGAAGGUUCCACUUAAGGGACCACUUACGCUUGCAAAAGUGGCCCCUAUAGGGACUUUCUAGUUGUAUAAUGUUGUGAGGUGUAUUAGAAAAAAAAAUUAGCGCUUUCUGUGAAUUUUUAGUCCCUCAUAGAGGCUUUUUUCCCUAACCUCUAUAGGGACCACUCUGGCGUCUUUUUAAACUCUAUUUUUUUAUCUUUUCAAGUUCACCGACUUUCCUGUUUCUGACAACCUAUAUCAAUAUAGUUACAUCAUGUUUUUUUCAAUGAGAGUGUUCCGUUAUGUUUUUAAAAAUCUUACCCGUCUAAAAAUCUAAAAAUCGAAACUAUACAUGAAUAGAAAAGAACUUUGGUGACAACAGAAAAAAUUGAAAAUUGAAAAAAGCGAAAAUCCGAAAAAUGGCGACACGUGUUGUCCAUAGAGCAACUUUACUGCAAAGCGCCCUUUUCGCGUAACUUUCCUUUCUCCGACUUUGAAUUAUUUUUUUUCCAAAACUAGGAAGUUGUGUACGUUUCCAAGUUCACCGUUCGAUUCGCAAUGAUAAACUCUACAAAAUACUGCUUUGAACUGAAACAGUUUGCUGCCCCUAUGCCUUUAAGAGUAAAAGUAUGAAAAUAAGGGUCAUUUUCCAGGUCCUGGCCCUCGGCUACGGCCUAAUCGUGAAUCUAUUCGAUUCCUGGCAGCCGUUCAAAGCGGCAAACACGGCGUUGAACGCCAUCAUCGACAUCAACAAGGCGUCGUCCAUCGCCAGCGAGCAUUACCGCGUCGUCGCCGAGAUCUCUCUUCCUCAGGUACGCGGCGCAGUCGGUAAGAGGCGCGCUCGCCGAGCACAGGGUCGCUGGAUCGGAUCCUCACGGCUGAUGAUAUUUACAAACAAAGCGAACUACAUUGAUCUUAUUUGAACUGUUCUGUGUGAAUAAUUGAGAUCUGAAGCCGUUUUUUUUUUAAAUUUUUGAACAGGAAUUAUCGAUUUUUUCCGUUUAGAUAGCCUAAUUAUAUUUAAAAAUUAUCAUACUGAGGCGAUAUGAAUCCUUGAGUGAAAAAAAUUGAGAUCUGAAGCCGUUUUUUUAAAAUUUUGAACAGGGAUUUAUCGAUUUUUUUCCUUCUAGAUAGCCUAAUUAUAUUUAAAAUUAUUAUUUUAACGCGACUUGAAUCCUUGCGUGAAGAAUUGAGCUCUCUUUUGAACGGAAAAUUAUUCAUUUUUUUAAAGUUUUGUAUUGUAAUGAUCGAAUCGCUUCAGGGCGACAUGAAUCCUUCCCAAUUCUCGCAAAACGUCAAAUUAAUCACGGAAUAUAAUCGAUCGCUACGUUGGCUGGUUCUUCAUUCAUGUUGGUUUCACUAUUAUUUUUUUUUAGCUCAUCAAAGUUUUAGGUCAGUCCAUUAAUUAACCUUUUAGCGAGAAAAAUUGCCGAAAAAAAAUUAAACCCUCUUUCGAUGAAACAGUAAGUUGAUAUAGUCCCAAAAUUUUUUUUCAACAUAUUUUUCAUGAAAUUUUUUUCAAAAAUUUCAGGUUAGUCCUAAAAAUUAAGUUUGUUAUCUGAAAAAAAUCGCCGAUUUGUCAUUUUCUUUGAAUGUUCCUUCGAUGAAACAGUUAGUUGAUCUAGUCACAAUUUUUCUACAUAUUUUUCAUGAAACUUUUCAAAAUUUUAGGUUAGUCCAUUAAUCCAGAAAAAAAUCGCCGAAAAAAGUUUAUUAUUUUUUUCACGUUUCUUCUAUGAAACAGUAAGUUGAUCUAGUCAAACUUUUUUUCAACAUGAAUUUUUGUGUUAUAAGGGUUAAAAAAAUCAAAAAAAUUAGCCUAAAAAAUCAAUUUUUCAAGACGAUAAAUGCUGUGGCCGACGCGGUUUCACAAUGAUGCAGGCGAUGGACGCGGCGAUCCGCUUCGAAAAAGCGGCUUUAGUGGCCGUUUUGAAGAUUGCCAAGUUCGAAAUGGAGUUUUUGAAGGUCCCAAUCCAAAAAUAAUAAUAAUCUUUUAAAAAAAUACUUUCAGACCUACAAAACCCACCUCCAAAAUCGUGAAGAAGCCACGAAAAAGGCGAUUUCCGGAACUUCUUUAUUUCUUACUGAACUCGCCGACAUCUUCGCCCAGGGCUUUGCCUCCCUCAAAGUCGAGAAAAAAGGUCCUGGAUAGAUUUUUAUCGUUUUUGAAUUUUUUCCAAGCUUUAGAGAGGUUAAACGAGUGGUUUUUGGUGUUGAAAAAGGCGGUCGAAGAUUUGGAUGUGGAUAAUCCGACGGCAAGCGUUGAGGUUGUACAGCAGAUCAAGCAGAGGAUCAAUCAGGUGAUUGGAAAAUCAAGUUUUUUGGGGAAAUUACGAGUUUUCAGUGUAAUUUUGAUAGAAAAUGAUGUAAAAUUGGCAUUUUUGAGGGGUUUUGAAAAAUUUUAGACGAGAAAUCUUUUUGAAAGAAAGGUUUUUUCUUUGAAAGAAGACAAUUUUUCCACUCAAAUUAGCGAAAAAAUGAUUAUUUUUCGAAAUUUUUGAGUAAUACAAUGGAUUUUUUUGAUUAAAUUCAACCUUCUGAAGUUUUUGAUCAAGUUUAGUCGAAGAUAAGUCAAAGCGCGAAAGCCGUAUUUGGUCGGGCGCAUUUUGAAGGCUGAGCCAUUCCAAAUGUGACCAAAAAUUGGCAUAAUCUCACGGAAAGUGUUGAUUUUUAUACAGCAGAUCAAGCAUAGGAUCAACCAGGUGAUUGGAAAAACAAGUUUUUUGAGGAAAGUUCAAGUUUUUGAGGUAGUUUUGAUAGAAAAUGAUGUAAUAUUAGCAUUUUUGGAGGUUUUUAAAAUUUUAGACAAGAAAAUUUUCUGAAAGAAGACAAUUUUUCCACUUAAAUUAGCGAAAAAAUGAUUAUUUUUCGAAAUUUUUGAGUAAUACAAUGGAUUUUUUUGAUUAAAUUCAACCUUCUGAAGUUUUUGAUCAAGUUUAGUCGAAGAAAAGUCAGAGCGCGAAAGCCGUAUUUGGUCGGGCGCAUUUUGAAGGCUGAGCCAUUCCAAAUGUGACCAAAAAUUGGCAUAAUCUCACGGAAAGUGUUGAUUUUAUACAGCAGAUCAAGCAUAGGAUCAACCAGGUGAUUGGAAAAACAAGUUUUUUGAGGAAAGUUCAAGUUUUUGAGGUAGUUUUGAUAGAAAAUGAUGUAAUAUUAGCAUUUUUGGAGGUUUUUAAAAUUUUAGACAAGAAAAUUUUCUGAAAGAAGACAAUUUUUCCACUUAAAUUAGCGAAAAAAUGAUUAUUUUUCGAAAUUUUUGAGUAAUACAAUGGAUUUUUUUGAUUAAAUUCAACCUUCUGAAGUUUUUGAUCAAGUUUAGUCGAAGAAAAGUCAGAGCGCGAAAGCCGUAUUUGGUCGGGCGCAUUUUCGGAAGGCCGAGCCAUUCCAAAUGCGACCAAAAAUGUUCAUAAUCUCACGGAAAGUGUUGAUUUUAUACAGCAGAUCAAGCAGAGGAUCAGUCAGGUGAUCGAAAAAUCAACUUUUUCUGGGGAAAAUACGAGUUUUCGAUGUAUUUUUGGAUAAUUUUCGAUAGAAAAUGCUAUUUUGAGGACUUUUCAAAGACUUUGGACGUGUAAACUUUCAAAAUAAGGCUUUUUUAAAUCAUUAGUUAUUGAAAAAUCAAUUUUCAAAUUGAUCGAAAUAUUAGAUUUUGAAAAACUUGUAUAGACUUUUUCGAUAGAAAUUAAUGGAAAAAAAUGGCAUUUUUGAGGAUUUUUUUCAAAAAUGUUAUACAAGGAAUAUUUCGAAAAAAGGUUAUUUUUUUGUAAAUCAGCGAAUAAAUAAUUAUUAUCUCAAAUUCUCCAGCGAAAAAUACGAUUUUUGGUGGUCAAAUUUAAAUUUUUUUGGGCAAGUUUAAUCCGUGAUAAGUUUUUCCUAUACCAAAGCGCGGAAGUCGUUUCUUGGUCGGGCGCAUUUUUGAAACGCCGAGUCAUUCCAAAUGCGACCGAAAGUUUUCAGUUGAAAAUAAUUGUUAUUUAUCCACUAUUCAGUCACUUUUUGUCGUCCCCUGCGAAAGUCGUUUUAGGUCGGGUGCAUUGUUGAGCGCCGUUAGGCGUUGAGCCAUUCCAAAUGCGACCAGAAUGUUUACCUUGAAUAAUUAGAUUAUAUUGAAGUUUAUCACUACUUAAUGUUUCAAUUUUCAUUUUUAUUGAAUAACUUUUUUUUUCAAAAUUUGAUGACCCAAAAAUUUCUCCAACGGAAAGAUGAGCAUGUAAACUUUGUUAAAAUGAUAAAAAUGUUCAAAAUAUAUAUUUUUAGGUCGGCGAAAUGCUGGACCUGAACGGGAAUUUCGCCGUUUCCCAAUAUUUGGAGAAAAUAAAAGGCGAAUUGGACGGCCUUUCCAGUAUUUUACAACUUUCUGAAGACGUCGUGAGAAAUGUUGAAGAUUCCGCCGAUUCCGAUUAUCUUUGGUCGAUGAUUGGUGGGUUUUCAAGGUCCAAAAUGGUCCUGACAAAAAAAAAGCAGCGAUUUUUCGGAAAUUGGUCCAUUAUCAAGACAGAAAUAAUGAAGAUACGAGAAUUUUUUUUCGAGUAAAAGGAUUUUCCUGGCCAUUUUUAGGACGAAAAUGAUGAAUUUUCUCUAAUUUUUUGGAAAAAUUGGACCACUUUUUCAAACUUUAAAAAUUCAUAAGAACUAAUUAAGAACAUGUGGAAAGGAUUCCCCGGACCAAUUUUAGAAAAAAAAGAGAUUCCUUCAAUUUUUCGGAAAUCGUUCCAUUAUCUGGACAAAAACGAUGGAUUUUCCUUUAAUUUUUCGAAAAGUUUACCAUUUUUCAAAUUCACUUUUUCUUCAAAAGUCAUAAGAACUAAUAAAAAACUUAUAAACAUUAUUUUACAGAGCAUUUUCAGGACAAAAAGGAUGAAAUUCUUCCAGUUUUUCGGAAAUUGUUCCAUUACAAGGAUAAAAAUAAUGCAUUUUUCUGUAAUUUUUCGAUAAAUAAAUGAUUUUUCAGCUUAAAAAGUCUUGAGGAUUAUUUUUUCAUCGGUCAGUUACCUUUGGAAAGCGUAGAGAAUCAGAAUUAACAGUUUUAAAUUUUUUUAAAAAGUCAUUAGAACUAAUUUAAAGCUUCUGAAAAUGAUUUUUACAGAUGAAACUCUUCGAAUUUUUUUCGGGAAUUGGUUCAUUAUCGGGAAAAAAAUGAAGAAUUUUUUUUCUUUAAUUUUUUUCGAAAAAGUGUACCAUUUUUUUCAACUUUAAAAGUCAUAAGGUCCUAUCAAAAAAACUAGAAAAAAAGAUUUUCCCGGACUAUUUUUUUAAGACAAAAAAAUAAAGAGAUCCUUUCAAUUUUUUUGGAAAUCGUCCCAUUAUCAGGAUAAAAAAAUCAUGAAUUUUCUCUAAUUUUUUUCCAUAAACGAAUGAUUUUUUUCUAGCUUAAAAAAAGUCAUGAGGAUUAUUUUUUUCACUGGCCAGUUGCCUUUGAAAAGCGUAGAGAAUCAGAAUUAACAGUUUUUUUAUUUUUUUCAAAAGCCGUUAGGACUUAUUUUAAGCUUGUAAAAAAAUGAUUUUACAGGCUAUUUUUUUGGGGCAAAAAAAUAAAGAGAUUUCUUCAGUUUUUCUAAAAUUGGUCCAUUACCAGGAUAAAAAAACGAUGGAUUUUCCUCUAAUUUUUUUGAAAUUGCACUGUUUUUCAAACUUGAAAAGUCAUAAUAACUAAUUAAAAAAAUUUUUUUAAAAAAAGUGUUUUCAAACAACUUUUUCAGUACAAAAAAAUAAAGAGAUUUCUUCAAUUUUUCGGAAAUUGGUCCAUUAUCAGGAUAAAAAAAUGAUGGAUUUUCCUUUAAUUUUUCGAAAAAUGGACUAAUUUUCAAACUUGAAAAAGUCAUAAGAACUAAUAAAAAAACUUGUAAAGAUGAUUUUACAGACCAUUUUUUUGGGACAAAAAAAUAAAGAUAUUCCUUCAUUUUUUUCGGAAAUUGUCCCAUUAUCAGAAUAAAAAAAUAAUGGAUUUUUCUUUAAUUUUUCGAAAAAUGGACUACUUUUCGAACUUGAAAAGUCAUAAGAUUUAAUAAAAGCUUGUAAAAAUUAUUUUGCAAGUUUAAAAAGAUUUGACCAUUUUUUAAGGAUUGAAACUAACAGUUUAUAAUCACAAAAAAUCAUAAGAAAAAAUUAAAAGGAGGUUUUUUCCAGACGAUUGGACCCCUAGAGUGCAGAAACGACUGCUAUCCGCCUCGAAUACCCAGCCAGUUCGGGCCUUUUUUCAUAAAUUGUCCUUGUCUUUGGCAGUUCUGGACCGACGACUCCCUCAAGGACCUCAUUCUGAAGCCGUGAAGUCAGUUGAAAAAAAUGGAACGAUAAUUUUUCAUCUCUAAAAUCAGCGAUUCUUCGAACCCUUCAGACUGCGUCAUAAGUAUUGAUACAACUCUUGAAUUUUAGUAAUGUGAAAAAAACACAUUUUAGUGUUAUCAAUAUGGGGCUCCACUCUAGGGAUCACUUUACCUCCCCCUUAGGGGGCACUGAAGAAGUGGCCCCUCUAGGAAUUUUUCCCAGAGAAAAAUGCUAUCUUUUUUGUCGUGAACUCCAUGAGAAGCAUUUCCAUUUGAAAAAAUCAAUUUUUCCAAGGAAAGUAUCACCAGAGGAUUAGUCGAUCAAAUUUUAUCAAACAAGACUUUUUUAUUUUCAAACCUGAACGAAAAACUUGAGAGAACCCCUAUAGGGACCCCUCAAGCUUUGGGGGCUUCCCUAUCAGACAUUCAACCCCUCUAGGGACCACUUGAAUUUUACCCACAGGAGUUACAAAAUGGCUCCUCUUGAGCAACGUUGUGGAGGACCUAUGGACCAAUUUACCAAGCCCUAUAGGGGCCACUAAAUCCAGCUUGUGGUCUCCAAAGGGUUUUUAGAUAGUGACCCCUAUAGGGGACAUGCUGGUCUAUAAUUGUUAUGAACUAUAAGAGAAGAAGCAUUCAUAAAUAAGCGUUUUUAAAUGAAAAUUGAAAGACCCCUAUAGGGACCACUUGAGGUUUAGGGGCUGCGGGGUCAGACCCUGAAUCCCUAUAGGGACCACUUUUUCGGCCCCCAUAUAGACUGUUCCCCUAACCCCUAUAGGGACCAUUCCAGAAUUCCUAAGCUAGUAGUCCCCAUACGUCGCUUUGAUGAGUCUCCUUAACUUUAAAAUCAAAAAAAGGAAGUUUACAGGACCCUAUAGGGACCACUUGAGCUUGAGAAGCUUAGGAGUCAGACCCUGAAUCACUAUAGAGACCACUUUUUUGACCCCUAUAGGGGCUGUUUAUUCCCCUAACCACUCUAGGGACCGCUCUGGUAUUCCUUAGUCCUCUGUAAAUAUAUGAAAAAAUUCUGAAAGUCCAUGUCUUUUCUAAAAUUAUCUGAAACUGUAAAUUUGUCAGACGAAUCUCCCGGGCCUUCUCAUUCUACCUGGACCGACGUCUCCGGAACAUCCUCCAAUCCGUUCCACACCAUCUUUUCUCGAUUAUGCACGAAAUCGUCGAACCUUCUUUGAAGCACCAAUGGGAACCUUUCUUGGACAAGUCUGAGGUGCAAUAUUCAAAAGAAACCCCCCUAGGAAAAAGGAAUUUUUAGGCCAAAAAACUGGCGGAUUUCGAAGAGAAUUUCCGUCUGGCCGAUGCGACUUACACCAUUUCUAAUAUGAGUGUCGGCAUCUCGAGAAUGGCGCUGAAGAAAGUUGGGACGGUGGAUGUGAAUCCGAAGGUGAGGGGACUUGGUAAAGCUGCCAAAAAGAGUCCCUACAGAUCUUUUUUAUCCCUUUGACAAAAAAAAAGCCGGGAAAACAACAAAAAGAUUUCAGGCGAUUCAGAAAGGAUCCUCUGUGAAAAAAAGCCUAAUAGAUUCCCCCUUAGUUUACUCGGGGAAAGUCAGAAUGAUGGAUAAUGACUGCUAAAAGGGAGAGGCUGCAAAAAGGCCGCAAAAAAACAGCAAAAAGGCAGCAAAAAGGUAGCAAAAAGGUAGCAAAAAGGCCGCAAAAAGGCUUCAAAAAGGCAGCAACAAGGUAGCAAAAAGGUCGCAGAAAGGCUGCAAAAAGGCUUCAAAAAGGCCCCAAAAUGAGUCCCUUUAUCGAGCCUUCCAUUUUUUCUGCUAUUUCAAAGGGUUCAAGGAAUGGUGGAAAAAGGGAGAGGCAGCAUAACAGCCGAUGAAGUGGCGCAAAAAGGCAGCAAAAAAGGAACCUCUGUCACUGAAAAAAGGAACUUUUUUGGAGCCUUUUUCCACCCUUUCCGACUUUGCCUAUGAAAAAGCUCAAGACUUUCCAAAGAACUUUCCUGUUUCACCAAUAAUAUAAAAAAAACUGCAGACUCAAAAAAUGAUUUGAAGAUGCUUUUCAGUCAAGAGAUAUUGAAAAUUUCCCGGAAGUAGCUCUGAAGAUAAAAAGCUCCAGGUUGAAAAGGUCCUAGAAGAAUAAAAACAUUAAAAAUGACCCCUAUAGUGAAAAGUCUUCAAAUAGAGGUUACAAAUAGCUUUGAAAAAUGAGCCUCGAAAGAAUAGCCGUGCAUCAAAAAAAAAGCCCCAAAAAAGUUAUAAAAAUAGCCUCGAGGAAGUUUUUUCUGAAGGAAAUGGUGAAGACAGCGCUGAGUAAAAGUGAAGUUUACCAAAAAUUUAAAUUCAGCUUUGAAAAAUAAAUUUUUUUGUCCAUGGAGCGCGUUUCCGUUGGAAAUUUUGGCGCUCUUGAGUAGUUUUUUUUUCUUUCUUCAUUGGAAUCUACUUGGACCUCGGCGGAGAUUUUGAACAUUUCUAGUGAUAACUUAAGCGUUUUGACGCCACUGAAGUGGUCACUAGAACAAUUUAUCAAUGGGGCGCGUUUUAGUUGGAUAUUUUGGCCUUCUCAAGAUUUAAUUAUAUCUCUUUUCAUUCCAAUCAAACGCGCUCCAUCGAUAAGUUCUAUGAAUCUUUUAAAAUUGAAAAUUCCAGGAACUCCUUGAGGAAGGAAUCCGUAGAGAACUGGCCAAUGAACUUCCCGAUUUGCUGAAAAUCGCCGAAAAAGACCCGUCGCUAAGUGGUUUGAACCCUUUGAAGUCCUCUAAAAAAUCAGUGGAUUUUCUAGAGAUUAUCACGAAAAGCGAGGAGAAGCUCAGAUGCCUCCACACGGCCUUCAUCUACACCUGCGAGCACAUGGACGUGAAUGGACACGAAAUUUGGCGUGAUGAACUGCGACAACUUUGCGUUGUAGUCGCUGAGGAACGUAUUGAAAGGGUCAAGGUAAUACAGAAGUGAAUAAUUGCCGCGGGAAGUGAAAAAAAUUGAAAAAAAUUGAGGAAAGUGCGCUCCAAUGCUAAAAUUAGAAAAAUGAUCAGGAAAGUGCGAUCCAGUGCUAAAAAUUGAAAAUUAGUCAGGAAAGUGCGCUCCAAUGCUAAUAAUUGAAAAUUGGUCAGGAAAGUGCGCUCCAAUGUUAAAGAUUGGAAAAUGAUCAGGAAAGUGCGCUCGAAUGCGAAAAAGUGCAAUAUGUUGAGGAAAAAAAAAAUUGAAGAAUUGAAUUUUAUUCUGGAAAAACUGCCUUCCGCAGUAAAGUUGCUCUAUGGAUAAAGUACAUCGUUAUUUUCAUUUCUUCAAUUUUUUUAUGAUCAUGAUUUGAGCUUUUUCUAUUGCUUCUAAAAUUUGGUCAGAAGGGCCUACUUUAGGGAAAAUUCGACGAAAAAAAGUUUGAACUCCCGCCAAUAAUUGAUUUUGCAGUGAAGUUGCUCCAUGGAUAAAAAUAUUAUUUUUUUUUUCUCAAUCGCUCUCAUGAGUUUUUCUGUAAGGAUAACAGCUUCUGAUUUAUACAGACAUGUUAAAUAUUGGCUUUAAAAAUUUUUUUGAUAGGUAUAUUACGGCUCUCGAUUUUUCUUAAUGGUCCUUGAUCCAUUGGCGAAAAGUAUUUGCUAAGAAAAUCUUUAAAAAAUGAUAGUUUUUCUAGGAAAUCCGACGAAAAUCCACAAUAGGACAAGCAACACUCGACUGUAUCGUGGAUCUAAUGUACAAAUCUACGAAUCCGAGGUGAAAAAUGUAAAAAACUGAGAAAAACCAACGUAAAUCUACAGUACGAGCCGAUAUUUGGACAAUGAAAUGGUCUGGAUCGAUGCCAAAUCCAAAAAAGAACUCCUAUCUUCGCAGGAAUUUAUUGCCGUUGAGGUAAAAUACAAGUUCGGGCUAUAAAAGGCCGCGUUUGGAAUGGCUGAGAUGAUAAUUUGAGCUCGCCCGACCAGAAACGGCUUGCGCAAAAUGAUGGAAAUUACCCGAAAAUUGUCAAAAUUCGGGAACAUUUUGAAUAGUUGCUUAUAAAAUUCUCAAAAAUGCUAAUUUUACUGUGAAAACUAUAGUAGAAAAAGUGGAAAAAAAAAUCGAAAAACGCCAAAAAAUUGAUUUCAACCGCUCCGCGGCCGCGUCGCGUUCAUCCAGUCCAAAUGCGGUCAUUUUCGGAAACCCCUGGGCUUUUUUGAAGCAAAAAAUAUGGGAAAACUUGAAAUUUUUAGAAAAUGAUCCCUUGCCACGCUUUGACGGCCUUUGACCGAGUUCUAGCCCACGAUCUUCAGCAAACUCUUCAUGGUGGGUUUGAAAAGGAACUAUACGUUUCAGGAGAAGUUUAAAAGGAAUUAGUGACUUUCUUCCAGUUGAUUUGAUUGCUUUCCAGUUGUGAAAAUUGUGUAUUGAGCUCUUUUUUUGAGAAUAAAGGGGCGGAGCUUCUCGGCGACCCUCUCAAUUUGAAGUGCUCUUUUUAUUUUUGUCUGACCUUGCCGGUGAGGGAACAGAGAGACGCAGACAAAUUCCAGAGUGGUCCCUAUAGGGGUUUAUGGUCUGACCCCUUGGCCCUCAAAGCUCAAGUGGACCCUAUAGGGGUUAGGGGCCGAAAAAGUAGUCACUAUAAAGGUUAGGGUCGAAAAAUGGUCCCUAUAGGGUAAAACUGAAGUACUCCCACCGAAGUUUAGGGUCUGACCCUUGAGCCCCUAAAGCUCAAGUGGUCCCUAUAGGAGUCUCUCAAUUUCAUUCAAAAAGCGCUUUUUUAUUCAUUUUUUCCUAUGCUUCUUCGCUUAGAGUUCAUAAAAAUUAUCGACUUGCAUGUCCCCUAUAGGGACCACUCUGGAGCUCCCAAGGACUAUAAAAAUCCUCUUUUUCGAAGAUUUUUAGAACUUUUGAAGGGUCGACAAGCUAAAAUCACAAUGAAAAUUGACUUUUUUUUGAAUAUUUCCUUUCAGAAAACCUCCGCCAAUGGCGCACCGUCCUUUCUAACGUCACGGGCCUCCCGAAUUCGGAAAUCGGCCCGGAUUCGGACUAUUUCAAGACGAAUCACUUUGAACAACUGAACAAAGUGAUUUAUGCGAAUUCCGCGACUCUUGCUGGGCAAAUCGCCAAGGUUUGAGGCUUUUUAUAAAGAGAAAAUAGAAAAUAUAAGAAUUUUAUCAGUUAGAAAGAGUCUAAAGGAUUCAGUGUACAAAUAAGUGCCGAGAUAAGAGCGAUAUCGCUCGCGACAUCGCAAAAGUCCUGCGUUGUAGCCGCGCAUGUAGCUUGCAUGUUUCUUUUUCAGCGCUCUUUUGAAAUUUUGCGAGAGAAAUACAAGGUCGCGUCAAUGAAAAUGCGAGAGCGGCGAUAAAGCGAUCCAUUCGCGAUAUCGCCAUCGACAUCGCUUUUAUCUCGCGACGCACUUGGAAGAUCUUCUCAGUGUUUAUAAUAACGCGUUUUUUGGAAUAUUAAAAAAUAAAAAGACCUUUUUUCCACUUACCUAUGUUUUCUAGAACAGUCAUAAAGCAUUCAAAAAAAUUUCGUUCCAUUGAAUUUUUAGCCUUGAUUUAGAUCACUAGAUUUUUCAUUUUCAGACUUUUUUUUUCCAAAAAUGAAAGUUCAGAUUGGCCAAAUCAUCCUGCUACGCAAGCAUAUCAAUGAUACGAAAAGAGACGGCGGCAGAAGACGGGCGGCCCCGAUUUUCGAGUCUCUGCAGGCUUGUAACAGGUUGGGAAUUGCCUAUGAUUGAAAAAAAAAAAUCGAAACCUUUUUUGUGAAGAUUUUUGUUCAAAUUAUGGUUUUUUCAGUGUCAAAAAUAUUUUUUCCAAGGCAUGAGUUAAUAUUUCGGCCAUUUAUUUGGUGGAAACCAUGCUCUAUUGCAAAUAUCACUUCAAAGUUUUUUUUUUGGCCGGAAGAUCCCAUACAAAUUCGCUCUACAGAUAAUUAUUAAAAUUCGCUCAUUUCUGUCGAUUUUUCCGCGGAAAACGCGCCCUAUUGACAAUUUUACUGUCAGUUUCCUAAUAAUGGGGGGUAUUAAGUCGGUUUUUGUUAGAUUGGCCAUUUAUUCGAUGGAAAUCGUGCUCUAUCGCUAAUAUUAUAACAAAUCAUAUUUUUUUAGGCCUUUAGGAUAAAUAUUCAAAAAUUCAUCUGUUUUUGUUUCCCCCUUGAAAUGCGUUCUAUUGACAACUUUACUCUCAUUUUUGAAUUUCCCAGGGUCUUAAAUUAAUUUUGUUGGAUUGGCCAUUUUUUCGAAGGAAAUCAUGCCCCACCGCUAAUUCCUCUUUUUCAGCGCCCUACUCGCCAAAACUUCCGAUCUGCCCAGUUCAAUCGAAGCCGUGUGCAACCUGCUGACGGCCUGCUCGCUUUUCAACCCCCAAAGGGUCCACUUUGUCAUCCCUCACUCCCUGGCAGCCGUCCAAAUCUCUACCCCGAUGUUUUUGCUCCAUGCGACGGUUGCGUCGAAGUUGGGAGGUCAGAAACCGGAAAAUGAUGUAUGAAAAAAAUAUUGCAUUUUUGACGGUUUUUAUCGUGACCGGGUAAAUUCCUAGACCUCUAGCUCAUUAUUGUCCCAGAAAACUUAGGAUGAACAUUGAAGACGGCAGAAAAUCCGCUUUUUUGACGGUUUUAGAACGUAAAUCACAAGAUUAUCAACAGAGCAAACUUUCAUCAUAUUUCCAGAAUUUUUUUGGCGAUUUUUGCUAACUUCCAAAUUUCAGGAAGCCGAAAAGACUCCCUCUGCAGCACCUCCUUCAUUCUUGGCGUCGAAUUCGCCCUACGGCAAAUGAAAUCCGUCCAGGGAUUCGUUUCUACCGCCAACGCCUAUUAUGGACAUCAAAUGUCUCUACCGAAAAAGUACAGAUUGGCCCAAGAUCCCCGUGACAUUGCUAACGAUGUCGUCAGUGUUGCUUAG
Caenorhabditis auriculariae is the source of this 21311-nucleotide messenger RNA. NCBI's taxonomy places the organism in Eukaryota, Metazoa, Nematoda, Chromadorea, Rhabditida, Rhabditidae. The record is from the annotation of a GenBank genome assembly.